AUGUUGUGGGAGUGGGAGGACGGCGACAAGGCAGUGCGGACGGGCGAUGAGGUCCCCGUCGAUUUCAACUUCUUCUCCUUCUUCGCCAUGCCCAAGGAUUACUACAAGAUACCGGAAGUUGAUUAUGAUGCGUUGGAGGAGACAAUCAGGUCGAGCUACAUCCAUCUUGCGCUGAAAUGGCACCCUGACAAGAAACAAGGUGAAGAAAAGGCAACCUACAGAUUUCAGGACAUUAAUCACGCGUACCAAGUUUCGGCCGUAUUCAUCGCGCGGCUGCUAGAAUACCACCCCUCUGAACGCUAA
Hordeum vulgare subsp. vulgare (domesticated barley) is the source of this 303-nucleotide messenger RNA. Its product is annotated as dnaJ protein ERDJ3B-like. NCBI's taxonomy places the organism in Eukaryota, Viridiplantae, Streptophyta, Magnoliopsida, Poales, Poaceae. The coding region runs from base 1 to 303 and encodes 100 amino acids. The record is from RefSeq and is a predicted model, not a curated record. Gene Ontology annotation, cellular component: cytoplasm; nucleus. The transcript has 4 exons.